GGCGAUGAGCAGAGUACAGAGGACAUUCCUACAGAUAACCGCCCAGAUUACUAUAUCAGGAACUCAGAGGGACAUCUGAUCUCUUCAGAUUUUAAGGUAGAUGAUGGAGGUAUACAAAAUAUGUAUGAAGAACAUGCCAGUAUACAAGAAAUAUCAACAUACAUUCACAGAAAAAACGUAUUAUUUGAUCCUUUUAAACUGGUCCAAUCUUCUGAUUCAUCACGGAAUGGAGCACAAAAUGAAAGUCACCAAAGCGGUGUUGAAUGUCAAAAAGCUCACAUAAGUGAGAAGCCAUUUUCAUGUUUACAAUGUGGUAAAUGUUUCAUUGUAAAACAAAAUCUGGUUACACAUCAAAGAACUCACACAGGGGAGAAGCCAUUUUCAUGUUCAGAAUGUGGGAAGUGUUUUUCUAAAAAACACAAUCUAGUUAGACAUCAAAGAACUCAUAGUGGAGAGAAGCAAUUUUCAUGUUUAGAUUGUGGGAAAUGUUUUAUUGAUAAAUUGGAUCUUGGUAAACAUCAAAUAAUUCACACAGGGGAGAAGUCAUGUUCAGAAUGUAGGAAAAAAAUUUCUGAAAAAAAAGAUCUUAUUAGACAUAUAAGAAUUCACACAGGAGAGAAGCCAUAUUCAUGUUCAGAAUGUGGGAAAUGUUUUAUUGAUAAAACGGCUCUUGGUAAACAUCAAAGAAUUCACACAGGGGAGAAGUCAUGUUCAUGUUUAGAAUGUGGGAAAUGUUUUUCUGAAAAAAAAGAUCUUAUUAGACAUAUAAAAAUUCAUACAGGAAAGAAGCCAUUUUCAUGUUUAGAUUGUGGGAAAUGUUUUAUUGAUAAAUCGGAUCUUGGUAAACAUCAAAGAAUUCACACAGGGGAGAAGCCAUAUGCAUGUUUAGAAUGUGGAAAAUGUUUUGUAAGCAGUUCUAAUCUUUAUGGACAUCAGUACACUCACAAAAGGGAGAAGCCGUUUUCAUGUUCAGAAUGUGGGAAAUGUUUUAACCAUAAAUCAGCUCUCGUUAAACAUAAAAGAAUUCACACAGGGGAGAAGCCAUUUUUAUGUUCAGAAUGUGGGAAAUGUUUUGCUCUAAAAAAAUAUUUGGUUACGCAUCAAAAAACUCACACAGUGAUAAAGCCAUUCUCAUGUUUAGAAUGUGGAAAAUGUUUCAACCAUAAGUCAGACCUUGUUAAACAUCAAAGAACUCACACAGGGGAGAAGCCAUUUUUAUGUUUAGAAUGUGGAAAACGUUUUUAUGUAAAAAAAAAUCUGGUUACUCAUCAAAGAACUCACACAGGGGAGAAGCCAUAUUCAUGUUCAGAAUGUGGGAAAUGUUUUAACCAGAAAUCGCAUCUUGUUACACAUCAAAAAAUUCACAAAAGAGAGAAGCCAUCUUCAUGUUUAGCUAGUUACUGACUGCCAUAUGUAUUUUACAGUGGUCACUAACUAGCUUUAUUAUCAUAGAUACGCUUUUUUAUGGUGCUGCAUCGAAAUAAAACAGCACCUUAUCGGUGGGGUUGCUGUGAGAGGUCCCUGAACACAAAUGAUCUCCUGUAUUGAAUGAAUACAGUGAUCAAUUGUAAAAGACAGUUAAAAGCAAAUCACCUUUUACUGAAAAUGUUCAUCAAGUGGGGAAAAAAAAAAGAACCUCAAUCCUCUGAUUGGUAUGGGGACUUCACUUAAUUCCUGUAAAAACCACACAUACAGGGGCUUAUGGGACAGUCAAAAAAUAGAGCUGGAUUCCCACAACAACUAGUGUGCAGGCAGGUGGAAAAAGGGGCUACAUUCGCACUUGCACUUGACCAGUUAUUUGUAGUCAAGUGGAGAAAGGGACUACCACUGAUAAGAGUAAGCCUAUCUGCAUGACACAUAAUACAUUUUUCGGGGGCGUAUCUCUCCGACUAGGUCCUUCAAUUAUAUCCGAUAAAGCAUAAAACAAGACCCGGAUAUAAAAAGGUAGCGACCCACCCAUUACAGACUGCUACAUAUUAUGGAUUUGUCCAUUAUAAAGUAACAAUCGCCUUCCUCUGGUUCCAGAAGGUGAUUGAGCACCCUCCUGUUUGAUACCACUGCACCUCAGCAAUUACACGAGUCUUAAGAGGCGUGAAGGCUCCCAGAGUGUUAUUUUCCUCCCCCACGUCCCCGCCACUACCUCCAGAACAUAUUUUGAAACAUGGAAGGUGGAGGAAUCCCCGAUUUAUUGUGCCAUGUGUCCAUCACAACCAGGCCUCUGUUAUUACCUUUGAAACAUAACACACUAAUUAUUAAUUUUAUGUAACAUUUAGGGAAUGCCAAAAGGGUUGUGGGGUGAGGAAAUCAAUUUACUCAUAAUUUCUGUCUAGUUUUUAUUCUCUGUUACUGGGUUGUCUGCUGCUAGGAUAACUAUAAUUAUUACAAAAAGGGUUGGCCGUGGGGAUUUGGGAGCCAAGUUACUCAUAUUUUCUGUUUAGUUGUUACUGUUUGUUAGUGGGUUCUCCAUUACUGGACUGUCCAAAAUUAUUAAUUUUAUUGAAGUUUUAGGUAACACCAAAAAGCGUGGGUCUUUUUAGGAAGUCAAUAUAUUCACAUUGUGAUUUAAUUUUUUUUUUCAAUAUAAUUCUUAGACAAUUAGUUUUAGGGUUAGGGUUACA
Molecule: messenger RNA, 2618 nt
Organism: Bufo gargarizans (Asiatic toad)
Lineage: Eukaryota; Metazoa; Chordata; Amphibia; Anura; Bufonidae
Product: oocyte zinc finger protein XlCOF6.1-like
Exons: 2
Coding region: 121-1404 (427 amino acids)
Biological process (GO): regulation of transcription by RNA polymerase II; central nervous system development
Cellular component (GO): nucleus
Molecular function (GO): DNA-binding transcription factor activity, RNA polymerase II-specific; RNA polymerase II cis-regulatory region sequence-specific DNA binding
Source: RefSeq, a predicted model, not a curated record